UAGGUAUCUCCAGAAGGUGCUGGAGCUCAGUUCCUGAUUCGUACUGGGUCUGUUGGCCGAAAUAGAGCUGAAGCCUCCUUGGAGCGAGCGCAGAAUCUCAACCCCAUGGUGGAUGUGAAGGUGGACACUGGGGACAUAGAGAAGAAGCCCGAGUCAUUCUUCACUCAGUUUGACGCAGGUCCCUGGCCAUGGACCAGCCCACUGGCCUGCAGGUGGACUAUGUCUUCCGGGGUGUGGAGCACGUGGUGCGGGUGGUGGUUUCCGGGCAGACCCUGGAGUUGGAAGUGGAGGACCGGAUGACGGCCGACCAGUGGCGGGGUGAAUUCGAUGCCAGUGUCAUCGAAGACCUGACUCACAAGAUGGGGAACUUCAAGCAGUUCAACAUCUUCUGUAACAUGUUGGAGUCAGCCCUCACCCAGAGCAGCGAGUCCGUCACCCUCGACCUGUUGACCUACACAGACCUGGAGUCCCUGCGGAGCCGCAAGUUGGGGGGCCGUCCGGGUGCCUUGGCCCCCAGGUCCGCCCAGCUCAACUCCAAGCGCUACCUGAUCCUCAUCUACUCCGUGGAGUUUGACAGGAUUCACUACCCGCUGCCCCUCCCGUACCAGGGCAAACCAGACCCCGUGGUCCUGCAGGGCAUCAUCCGCACACUGAAGGAGGAGCUGGGCCGCCUGCGGGGGCUGGACCGUGGCCAGAACCCCCGAGACACGAGGUAACACGGUGAUCUCUGGAGGCAGCACCUGCGGGAGCAGGUGUCCCGCCUGGCGGCGGAGAAGCGCGAGCUUGAGGCGCAGCUGGGCCGCUCGCGGGAGGAGGCGCUGGCCGGCAGGGCGGCGCGCCAGGAGGCCGAGGCGCUGCGCGGGCUGGUGCGGAGCUUGGAGCUGGAGCUGCGGCAGGAGCGCGGCCUGGGCUCGCGAGGGGUGGCCCGCCGCGGCCAGGACUGCCGCCGCCUGGCCAAGGAGCUCGAGGAGGCGAAGGCGUCGGAGCGCAGCCUACGCGCGCGGCUGAAGACGCUGAGCGGCGAGCUGGCGCUGUGCAAGCGGGGGAGACGGGCGCUGCCAAUGGGCCCGGCCCCGGCCCGGGAAGACCGGGCUUCGUCGUCCCGCGAGCGCUCCACGUCUCGUGGCCGCGGUGCCACCCGAUCCUCGUCGCGGGAGAGCGGCCGUGGGGUCCGGGGCCGAGGCCGACCCGCCCGUCCGUCACCCUCGCCCUCAGGUGGCCGCGCACCCCGUUUCGAUCCUACAGCCUUUGUGAAAGCCAAGGAGAAGAAGCAGAGAGAGAUCAGGGUGAAGCAGCAGCAGCAGCGCCACCGGUUGGGCAGUGGAGGAAGCGGGGACGGCCCUUCCGUCUCCUGGUCUCGGCAGACCCGGCCUCCAGCCGCUGUGACCGGCCGAGGGGACGCCGCGAGCGGCUCCCGGCACCGCAGCUCCUCGGUGGACAGCUUCCGCAGCCGCUGCUCGUCGGCCAGCUCCUGCAGCGAGUUCGAGGACUUCUCCGAGUCGCUGUCCAGAGGCCCCCGCCGUGGCCGCGGGAAGCCGCCCAGCCCCUCGCCCUGGAGCGGGUCCAGCCCGAAAUCCACUCCCCAGGAACGCCCCAGUCAUCAGAGGCGCCUGGCCAGUUCUGGAGGCUGGGUCCCUAUGAAAGAGUGCAGCUCCGACUACCGGGGCGCCGACAUGGCCGACAUAGACGCCCGCCUGAAGGCCUUGCAGGAGUACAUGAACCGGCUGGACACGCAGUCGUGACCUCGGAGAGGUGGCACCUCCACUUGUGGGUGUGGUGGGGGCAGGUCCCCACCCAUGCCCAGCUCCUCGGGCUCCUGAGGUCCCUCAGGUGUAUGCAUUUUGUAAAUAAACAUGUUUAUUCUUGGGA
Jaculus jaculus (lesser Egyptian jerboa) is the source of this 1869-nucleotide messenger RNA. Its product is annotated as centrosomal protein CCDC61-like. NCBI's taxonomy places the organism in Eukaryota, Metazoa, Chordata, Mammalia, Rodentia, Dipodidae. Gene Ontology annotation, cellular component: centrosome. The record is from RefSeq and is a predicted model, not a curated record. The transcript has 15 exons.